UUAGAAACAUUAAUGACGUCUUUUUGAAAUCCAGUUUUGCAUUUUUUCUAACAAAAUCUUAUUUCUCUAUAGACUAAAUAUAGGCAAUAUGUAGCUUUGCUAGGUAGAAAUUAUCCAAAUCUGUUUAAUGUAAUAUAACAGUUUAUAUAAUAAUGUUGUGUAGGUUUUAAUUAAACCAUAGUCUUUUUAUUGGAAAGUAAGAACACAAAAUAGUCAGUUUUAAAGAUUCAGCAGUGUUUAUUUUUUCUCGUCGUCAUAAGUAUUCCAUCAUCAGUUGACCUUAUUUUGAGGUAGGCCACAUAAUUUUCCGAUGCAAGGUCAGGGUAACAAAAUGAAAUCUUGCAUAUGAAGAGAAACAUCCCUGGCAAGUUUUGUUCAAAUUAAACUAAAUAAAAUAAAUAUGUAAAAAGUAUGUUAACUUCUUGAUCAGCCCUCGCAAAUGUAUUCAAGACCGAUGUUUGUUGUUGUAAAGAGGUUGUUAACAUCUAAUGGAUAGAAAACGUGAAGACGGCUUACAAUAUGCAAGAAACAAAACUCGAAUUGGAUCAAACAGAUAAAGAACACCCCUGCUCUGUGCACAAUGACGCCAUCAAAGCGGAAGAGGCGGAGGAAGACGAUCCCUGGGCACUACCGGAAGUGAAUCUCCAAUACACCAAAUGGUCGGAACUGACGUCGGGACAGCGAUGCGCACGUGUGUUGCUAGGCAUCACGAAGACCGCUCUGUUGCUAGGCUGCCUGUAUUUUUUCGUCUGUUCUCUAGACCUGCUUUCAAACUCCUUCAGACUUAUUGGUGGGAAGACCGCUGGUUCGGUGUUCCAAAAUAGCGCAAUUCUGUCAAACCCUGUGGCGGGCCUCAUGCUCGGUGUCCUAGCAACCGUGCUUCUUCAAUCUUCUUCUACGACUAAUGGCAUCGCUAUCAGCCUUGUUGUAGCCAAAGGUCUGGUCCACAUUUCAGUUUGUAGCGUUCGUGACGCGAUACCAAUUGUCAUGGGUGCUAACAUAGGAACGUCGAUCACAAACACGCUGGUCUCCCUCGGACAGCUGGGCAACAGGGACCACUUCCGGCGCGCGUUCGCGGGGGCCACCGUCCAUGACAUGUUCAACUGGGUUGCCGUCUGUGUGCUGCUACCUUUAGAGGCGGCAACUGGUUACCUGUACCAUUUGUCUAAGGCGGUUGUCGGUGCCAUGUCGUUCCCGGAAAACGGCGAGAAAAGGAGACGACAGCAGUUUUUGAAGGCCAUAACAACUCCAUUCACCAAGCUCAUUAUCAGGGUUGACAAAAAGUUGUUGGAAGAAAUAGCAAAAGGGAAUGACGACGCCUACCACAAAAGUAUAAUCAAGCGUUGCUGCAAAAUGUCGUCUGCUCGUUAUUUAAGACCGGACAACAGUAGUAUAAGUGAUUCGUCUUGGGGCAACGUUAGCGGUUCAACAAUUGCGGUGAACAAGUCUGGGGCCAUCGAAACGCAGCCUUGCUUGAAACCAUGUCAGUUCUUGUUCAGAUCAGUCACGUGGUCUGACACGACAGUGGGCGUGGUUCUACUCGUUUUGACACUCGUUCUUCUCUCUGCGUGCUUCUUCACACUCGUCCGGACGCUUUAUUCUGCGUUACGUGGCCCAAUUUUAAAACUCCUCAAGCGCUUCAUCAACGCAGAUUUUCCUGGGCGCUUGUCGUUCUUCACCGGAUACGUCGCGAUUGCCAUAGGAACGGGCGUUACCAUGGUGAUUCAAUCCAGCUCAGUGUUCACGUCUGCCUUGACGCCACUUGUAGGAAUCGGAAUUUUAUCCCUUGAGAGGAUGUACGCGUUAACACUCGGUGCUAACCUCGGUACCACGUUCACCGCAGUGAUCAUUGCGCUGUCACAAAGUUCGUCUGACAUGCCGAUUGCAUUCCAGGUCGCAUUGUGUCACGUGUUCUUCAAUGUUUCUGGAACGCUUAUAUUUUACCCACUACCAUUCAUGAGAACACCGAUAAAAAUGGCGAAGUUUCUUGGCAACACUACCGCGAAAUAUCGCUGGUUUGUUGCAGUCUACAUGAUAGGUAUGUUUGUUGCUCUCCCGUCUGCCGUGUUCGGAUUGUCGUCUGCAAGUUGGGUUGCGCUCGUCUGCGUUGCGGUUCCGGUGGCAACAGUCGUGUUAAUGGUCAUCGUUAUAAACGGCUUACAGUCAAGGAAGCCGACCGUUUUGCCGAAAAUACUAAGAAGCUGGGAUUUUUUGCCAGAAUGUAUGCGUUCAUUGGAACCUUGUGAUCGAAUGUUCGAGAAAAUAGCUUCCAAGUUUACAUGCUGUUGUAAAAAGAAAGAAACAGAAGAAUUGCAAGCGAAACGGGAAGAAAACUUGUAAAGGCUUCAUGUAUAUUCAUUUUUGGUGAAUUCUAAGUUUAAUACACGAAAUAAGAAAGAAUUCCACGGAAUUGUAUGCUGUUUGGAGCGCCCAGCAUAUAAUACCACUUUUUGUGUAAUAGCUCAAAUUGUGUUGAAAAUUUAGAACUUUGUCUGAUUUGUAUACCAGAUAAAGAAAUACGCCAGUAAUGUGUACAUGAAUUACAGUGUAUAAGGGGCAUAAUUCAGGUGUUCCUGAGGCAAUUCGUUGGAUAAUCGACCUUGACCUGUUCAUUGUGCAUUGUGAGCUCGAACACUGUCACUAAGUUUCAUUAUGAAUGGAUGAUGAUACUUAAGUUUUUGUCUGACAAGCAUUAAAUCAUCUGUAUUUUUUUUAAUAAGGCAAUAUUGUGGUGUUUCUGGGAGCAAUUCAUCUCACGAGCAAACUGGGCCAAAUCAUCGUCGCCAAGUUUCAAGAAAAUUGGUUCUAGUCAGCACGAGAUAUUAGUCUGCUUUAUUGUAAAAUGGGCAUUAUUCUGGUGAGUUAUCUCGAAAUUGAGCUUAUAAACUGAGACAUUAUGCCCAUAAAAACCGUUGCGAUUGGGUAAUAGUAUAUACUAUAAAUUAUAUUAUAUAUUGUCUGCACAAGAAUUAAACAAACUUAUUUUCAUGUAAAAGGCACUGGUUUUCUGGAGCGUUUCAUCUGGUUAUCAAACUUGACCUUGAAAAUGUGACUUCAAAUGCUUUCACAAUGUUUAUCAUGAUUGGAAAUCAUUAUUUAAGUUAUUGUCUGCACAUUAUAAAACCUACUAAUUUUAAAUGUAACAGAGCCAUAACUCAUUAGUUAUUAAUUUGACUGCCCACGAUCAAACAUGACUGAGACCCUUAAAAUGAC
Molecule: messenger RNA, 3213 nt
Organism: Mya arenaria
Lineage: Eukaryota; Metazoa; Mollusca; Bivalvia; Myida; Myidae
Product: sodium-dependent phosphate transport protein 2B-like
Exons: 8
Coding region: 520-2340 (606 amino acids)
Biological process (GO): sodium-dependent phosphate transport
Cellular component (GO): membrane
Molecular function (GO): sodium:phosphate symporter activity
Source: RefSeq, a predicted model, not a curated record